CUUUCUUCUUCCUUCAUCAUCGCCUCCCCUCGCCAUCGAUUUCUCUGCUUCCAAAGGCACCCUACUAACCCGUCAGGACGCACAGUCCUAUAUUUUUCUCUAACAACGGACUUCUCUACGACUCAUCCGGCCUUGUUACAUCUAGUCUCUCGCCAUGACAUCCAUCAUCCAAAACUCAAGUCCAGUGGAUGUAGUCAAGGCUUUCAUUGCCUGUGUCAGGACGAAAGACGUGGAGCACAUGCGCAAGAUGAUGCAUCCGAAGGCGACUGCGUGUCUCAUCCGCGAGAACGAGCCACACUUUAAGCCCCUCGCUGAGGCUAUAGAUCCGCUUGCGAAAGCAGAACAGGAGCUUGUGGAAGUCAGUUGGGACGAAGUUGAGCACAUAGAUGGCGAAUACGCAACGGUGUGGGCAACUUGGAGUAUGCAUUGGGAUGGAGAGCUUCAUCAAUUGGGCUCGAGCUCAUACUCGUGUUGGAAAAGCCCUCUUUCGGGUUGGAUCAUCCUGACUAUGUCAGAUGUUGCAAGACCACCAAAUGAUACAGUUCGCGUGUAAUUCCCUUCAUGAACCGUGGGUCUAGGAUGCAUUGAAGCAUGCCUGAUCGUGUAAGGGCUUUGAAGGGUGCCAUUUCAUUCCAUCUCUUGACCCAUUGCUCGCAGACGCUUCCUCCCCACCUCUCAAUCUCCUUUAAUUAUAUAGGUAGCGCUCUAUCCCAGCCUGUCUCCUUUCCAGUCAGCGUAUAGCUCCCAACCUCUCUCGCGGCCUGUCGCUCAACGGCCCACACUCGUAUGGCCCUGAAGGAAAUCAUUAUCGUAGUAGCGUUCUCAUUUCUCUCUUUUUGUCGGUGUCGCAAUAGCCAGCUCUCUUUGAUGGCAGCGCAACUGUCGGCUCUCUUCAACGUAGUGCCAGUGAGCCUAAAGAUGGUCAGUGGAUCAAUCGGCCGACCCAGAAGUAGCUACUGACC
This is a messenger RNA of Mytilinidion resinicola, 962 nucleotides long. RefSeq lists its product as uncharacterized. Bases 155 to 553 code for a protein of 132 amino acids. The transcript has 2 exons. NCBI's taxonomy places the organism in Eukaryota, Fungi, Ascomycota, Dothideomycetes, Mytilinidiales, Mytilinidiaceae. The record is from RefSeq and is a predicted model, not a curated record.